AUGGUGUCAGGGCGAUACACGGACCGGAACUAUUCAGCACGGAAGCGGGAUGGUCCUUCACCAGCGAGGGAUGCGAGGAGUCGCGUGGUCGGCUUGUUCACGUCGAGGUUAGUCGUGACGUUGACCGGUCUCCGAGGCGCGAUGCUGGUCGAGAUCCGAUCACGGGCCCUUGCGACGUACGACAAGGCCCUUCGGCGUUAUAUCUUCCUUGCUGAUGUGUACCUCUUUUGCUCUCUUCGAACAGAACGAUGAUCGCUCUGAUAUCCGUCAUCGUUACGGUCACAUACAUGAACGCGUCCGGAUUCGUCGAGCAACGCGCAGCGCGAGGGGCCGCAAUCGGGGCGUCGAACAGCUACAGCUACCACGACUUGACGCCCGUUCACGCGUCGCCGAGGGGACAUCUGGCAAAUCAGAAGGUGCUCAUUCUGACCCCGCUCAAGGACGCGGCAGAAUGGAUCGACGAGUACUUUGAGAAUCUGAAUAGGUCCGUGCGAGUGUCGUGCCAAGCCUGUCUAGUUCGAUUCGGGAGAGAACGUGAUGAGGUGGGAAUGCGAGCUGACGCGCAUCAACUUUAUUCCAACCCACCAGAAUCAAAUAUCCAAAAGAGCUCAUCUCAUUGGCGUUCCUUGUCAGCGACACGACCGACGGCACCAUCACCAAACUCCGAAGACGAGCCGAAAGGCUGAGUCGCAUGCCUUCGAACGAACGCUACGAUUCGAUCCAGAUCCUCCAAAAAGACUUUCACUUCAACCUCGCGUCCGAGGUGCGACACGGAUUCGAAGGACAACCCGUACGAAGGGCGUUCAUUGCGCGAGCGAGAAAUUAUCUCCUCACUUCGGCACUGAGACCGGAUCAUGCUUGGGUGUUAUGGUUGGAUGUCGAUGUCGUGCGUUACGAUCCCGAUAUUUUGAUGGAUCUGAUGGGCUUAAACAAGGAUAUUGUGGUACCAAACACAUUGUGGCAUUUCAACUCGUGGGAUUUCUGGGUACGUACCUGGGUUUCUUUUUCGCGCAGUCCGAGCCUGAUUUUUGUGAGCUAAUGUUAUUCUUGAUGGGGAUGGCAGGGUUUCGACCGAAACAAUUUCGCCGAGACCGAGGCGUCGUUGGAGUUGCUCAAGGACAUUGGGCCGGACGUGAUGCUGGUGGAAGGGUACCGGGAAUUGAUGACCAAACGACAACACCUUGUCGACAUGCCAACGCAUCUUGGAUUGGCCCACGUCCCGCUCGAUGGGAUAGGGUGUACUUUCACGCUUGUCAAGGCGAACGUACAUCGGGAAGGGGUCGUGUUCCCAACUUAUGUCUUUGAGAAUGAGGUGCGUGAAGGAUGGGAAAGAGUCUCAGUGCGCAAUCGGACUGACAAAACCCUUGCACGGUGAUGUUCACGCAGAUCGAAACAGAAGGUUUAGCCAAGAUGGCGAAGAAGGCUGGAUUCGAGGUGGUCGGUGUACCGGGUCUGGUCGUGUUCCACGCUCGCAACCAUUAG
Messenger RNA from Microbotryum saponariae, 1482 nucleotides. Lineage: Eukaryota; Fungi; Basidiomycota; Microbotryomycetes; Microbotryales; Microbotryaceae. The record is from the annotation of a GenBank genome assembly.